ACUUAAAAAAACAAACCCCAAAUUAUUAUAAUCCCGAUGGAAAUUUUAUGCGAUUAUUUAUGCAGAGAAUAAUGUAUUAUUAGUAUAAUUAUUAAUAAUGGCUCCUGGACGGCACGCUCUCGAUACUUGUGGGAAUAGACGGGUUAGCAAUUGGAUAAUGAUGAUGAUGAUGAUGAUUAUUAUUAUUAAUAUAAUACUGUCAGGCUGAAACAAAAAGUAGACAAUUUAUGUUCCACAGAAAAACAAAACGCAAAACAAUCCGCCAAACAACGCCUCUGUCCAUCUCGGAAACAUAACCGAUGGGGAACACAAGUUGAAGCAAAUAGUUCCGAUUAGGGGAAAAAAAUAGCCAAUGCGCCCUUUCCACUUUACCCAACACAUCUGACAUCGACCAGCAUUCGACUCUUCCUGUUUUCUGUCGACCGCGUCCAGUUGCCAAACCCGGAUUGCCACUCAGCACGGGAGUGUUGUAUUAGCAUGGCGCGGAUGUGCUUCUAGCUACGUUUGUGUUAUUAUGAUAACGAUGGAGAACAUCGAAGAGUCGUCUUCGCCCCUCCGUAUCACUCCCACGGUCCGAGCGCUGAGCUCCGCACUGCGGACCACGCGUGGAAAUGCCCAUGACUCUGGCCGGAGGGACAGCGAGAGGAUGUUCCCAGAGCCGGAGAAGGAGAAACUGUGGUUCAAGGAGAGCAGCGCCAAGAACCUCCGAACACGAGACUUCUUGUCACCGAGUAGCAUGCUCAACACGCUCUAUGCGGACGGACAGGUGCCUCCGGCAGUGAUGUCCAGGAUUCUGUCGGUACAAGGCUGUGGGGUUCUCCCUGUGGCAGGCGGGGAGGUGGUGGAUGAAGGUCUGAGGGUGAGGGUGGACCGUGCCGCCGCCUUCAAGGCUGUACUGGACGGCGGAGCUACCGAGUACCUGGCGCCCUCUGCUCAGAGGCAAGGCUGCGUGCUGCUCAACUGUCCGGCCCUGCACCCAAAACCUGAACCCCCGACUCCUGAUAGCCUCAGUCUGGGACAACUCAGGACCAUUCUGCUGGCCGACCACAUGGGGUCGCUGUUGAGAGGACAAGGCUUUACAGUGUCCCUGUGCCCCCUGCUGCCCGAAGACAGCAGCAUUGUCAACUUCCUCUGCACUCUGGGCAUCGACUGGCCAACAUCCCCAGCCUGUUGGACCAAUGAGGGGCGGGAGGAGAAGAUCCAGGAAGCGCUAGAGAAGUCGCCAUACAGAGAGAGGGAAAUUGAGAGAGACAGAAGGAUGAGCGGAGGGCCAGGCAGGAAGAAGGUAGACAAGGGCGAGAAUGAAGGAGCAGUCAGGAUAAACUUAAAACGAGUGUUCCAGGAUGAGGGGCUACAAGGGUAUGAUCCUAGUCUGGGAACCUGCACAGUCCACAGAGACAGCGUUUCGCAUCUGGCACAACUGGACCUCGCCGCAGCUGACUGCACCGUUGCCGUGGCAACAGCGUUGCACGUGACUUCCUGCCAGGAUGAGUUCCGCCAGCAGCAGAUCGCGAUGCUGUGGAGAGCCAGCGGGGCGACGCACACUCAGAGACAUCUGGUGUGUGGGCCUGUCAAGACUCCUUCUUCUCAACUCUCUUGUGCACAGUAUCUGCAGCUGAGAAGAGGUCAAAUGAAAGAGGCUUCAGAGAUGAAGUAUGGAGAUCAAGUUGAAGGUCAGACAUGGGAUGACAUCAUCAGGGUCAUGAGCUCGGCCACAAUCAGAUUUGAGCUUCUCUCAACAGUGCACAGCAGUCCGGUCACUUUGGAUGUCCAGAGAGAAGGCGGCGUGUCCACCAAGGGACCGAGAGGUGGCGUGUUUGUGAUGUACAACUGCGCCAGACUGCACACACUGUUCGAUAGUUACGAUCGCGGAGUGGAAAAAGGUUUGUACCCAGAAAUCCCUGAUGGCUCAGAACUAGACUUUUCUGCCCUCAAAGAAGAGGGUGAGUGGCUCCUCCUCUUCAAUUACCUCAUUCCCUUCUCUGAAUUGCUGGACCAAUCGGGACAGGUGUUGGACUGCGAAGGGGGAGGGGCUCGAGUCAAUCUCAAAACCGAGCAGAUUUGUAAGUUUCUGGUGUCUCUCAGUAAAGACUUCAGCUCGUACUACAACAGAGUCCACGUCCUGGGGGAGCCUUUGCCUCAUCUCUUCAACCAGAUGUUCUGCCGCCUGUAUCUGUUGAGAGCCUUGCGGGAGCUCUACCACAGUGCUCUGGAAACCCUCAACCUUCCUCCUAUUCGGCAACUAUAGCCUCCACGCCGUGCGCAUCACUCGGCCCCGCCUGCCACUCACCUGUAGCCUCUGUGUUCCACCAGGAGACAAUAUUGCUUCCCUGUCCCCUUUUUUUUUUUUUUUUUUUAACGAUCAAAUGAAAGUUCGUUUUGACUGGCUCCUGAAGCCUGACGCCACAUAGUUGUGUGUCUCCACAGUCCUUACAGCUGUUUCAAUGUCUUCUUCAUGUGAUGCCAAAUGCCUGCCCUAAAAAUGUAUUGUUUUUCAAAUCCUUCUUCUUACCAAGUAUAUUGUGUAACCAACAAACAAAAUCUGCUUUCAAUGAGCCAUUCUCCCAAAUCCAUGUGAUUUAUCUACCCACUAUUUAUGAAUGCCAUCUAAAUAUUUAUUACAAACAUUAAAAAGGCAUGUACAGCAUUCAUCAUGCAGUAUAUAUCUUACAUAGCCACCCUCAUCAGGAUUUCUUCUGACCGUUAGGAUCAUGCACGAAAUAGCAUGAGCAUACUGUAUUGUAUAUGAAGAUUUUUCUUUUUCAAAAAUAAUUAUUUAUAAAUGUCGGAAAGUCGAACGUCGUGAUUUAUUAUUGAUGCGUCAGUGUUCCCAAGUGAUUGUGUUGCCAUUUCACCUUGGCUCAAAUGUGCCAUUGUUUGUUUUCAAAACUAUGCCGCAACCAAACGUCACUUCUCACUGCAUGAAAUUAAAUGUUUAUUGUCCCUAA
Hippocampus zosterae (dwarf seahorse) is the source of this 2948-nucleotide messenger RNA. RefSeq names its product DALR anticodon binding domain containing 3 (gene dalrd3). Gene Ontology annotation, biological process: arginyl-tRNA aminoacylation; tRNA C3-cytosine methylation. Lineage: Eukaryota; Metazoa; Chordata; Actinopteri; Syngnathiformes; Syngnathidae. The transcript has 13 exons. Gene Ontology annotation, molecular function: arginine-tRNA ligase activity; ATP binding; tRNA binding. The coding region runs from base 515 to 2248 and encodes 577 amino acids. The record is from RefSeq and is a predicted model, not a curated record.